GCACUAUUUGCCACUUUGCUCUCAGACUCAGAGACAAUCACACUCUCACUGGACACACACACACACUCGGGACACUCACAUUCCUCGGGGACAUUCUGAUCAUCUGGAGAAAAAGAGGCUCCUCUGUCCCCCGUGCACUGGACUCUGGGUCUUUGGGACUGAAGGACAAGGAGAGGACACACAACCACACCGAGCAUCAUCAGUCCUGCACAGAGGGAGGAAGGACUUCUGGGGGGGAAACACCACAACAACCAUUAACUGAGCUCUUCUGAAGCCGCAAAACCAAAAACCAUGAGGAUCUUCAACCUGUUCUACGUGCUCCUGCUGCUUGCAGCCGCUGUGGCAUCAGUCUCCUCCGCCAGACCAGAUUUCCUCAACCUAAGGAGAAGGUACCACAGACACCACUGCCCACACAGGCGCUGCUUGCCCCUCCACUCGAGGGUCCCCUUCCCCUGAGGUGGAAACACACGAAGGAGAGCGAUCCAAGGGGAGAAAUAUCAAAAAGGAAGCAACUGGAAAUCCAUGGAUGGACCCUUGUAUCAGGGCUUGGACUGAAAUGGACGGGGGGGAAAAAGCCAUUUAAAGACUAUAUGUAUAUACUGUGUAUAUGUAGCUGUUCACGUACGCACAAGCAGCUUCAAGCUUGAGUUAUCAUUCCAAAGAAAGACACGGUGAAAAUAUAAACCAUGAUAUAUUAUUGUAUGGCAGUUUGGGGUUCCUCCGAUCCUCAAGCACCUUCCCUCCUCGUCUGCGAAAGCCAACGCUACUUUCACCGUCACGGACAAAGACGUGAGGAAGCUUCAACAUCCUCCGUGAUGAAUCCAGACGCUCCACUGAAAAGCUACAGACCAAAGAGCAGGAGACGUGUCUAGUGACUGCAGCUACGAUGAACAGCGCCCACAUAGUAUUCCUAUAAGUGUUUAAAAUGCAUGUAUGCACUUCAAAUGUUUAUUGAAUCACAUUUUAAACUUUUUAAUAAAAAAAAAAUGAAUGUA
This is a messenger RNA of Hippoglossus stenolepis (Pacific halibut), 995 nucleotides long. It is a transcript of the gene apela, whose product is annotated as apelin receptor early endogenous ligand. The transcript has 3 exons. Gene Ontology annotation, molecular function: apelin receptor binding. Bases 292 to 456 code for a protein of 54 amino acids. The record is from RefSeq and is a predicted model, not a curated record. Gene Ontology annotation, biological process: heart development; apelin receptor signaling pathway. Lineage: Eukaryota; Metazoa; Chordata; Actinopteri; Pleuronectiformes; Pleuronectidae.